AUGUCGAAUGCGCCCGCACGGUGGUGCCCGCGCUGCCAGGCCGCGAGAUGUGCUCUCGCGCUGCUCGCACUCGCGCCCGCGCUCCCGGUGCUCGCCGCGCCCGCAGCGCCGUCGCUGCAUGAGCACGCCAGACGAGAUGCGGGACCCGCCGCUGUUGCGAUAUGGGAGACGGCACAGGGCGCGUGGGACUUGUAUCCCUCCACCCGCUCCAGCAGCAUAACAGAGUGUAUUCCUGCCAUACGGACGACUGUAAAGUCGGGCUACGAAGCCUGCCGUAGUUUUCUGGUCGGAGCUUUGGCAUUUCUGUCAUACUUGAGCACAUUUGAAAUCCACUUCCUCUCCAAAUGUCCAAUAUCCUCGUGCUCCACCGUCGUACUAACGGCCUCCGUCCAGAUCCCGAUUCUGGGCGCCAUCGUCGUGGUCAUAGCGGGCUCUGCGAUCUACUACCGCCUCCACCAUCCACGCCCCCAGCCAACGACAGCAACCCGCACUGCCCAGGCACAAACAACAACAACGAGCGCGCCGACGCUCGCGACCCGCCUGCGGACGUGGAGCUCGCGCCCGGUGAUGGUGCGCGGCGCAGGCCAGCAGCCGCGCGAGCUCACCGCCGAGCAGCUUGCCGGGGGCGCGAUACCGGGGCGCCGCCGGAGGGGCCCGGGCAGCGCGACGGCAUCGAUGCGCUCGACGCGGUCGCUGCCGCUGUACAUGAAGGAGCCGGGCGAGCAGGAAGAGCAGCGUGGCGCAGCCCUCUUCCUCGUCAGAGCCCGUCUCGCACCCGGCAUCGUCGACUCGAUUCGGUGCCUGCCCUCGUUGGAGCAACUGGUUUCCGGGACGGGCGAAGCCUGA
Postia placenta MAD-698-R-SB12 is the source of this 846-nucleotide messenger RNA. RefSeq lists its product as hypothetical. The record is from RefSeq and is a predicted model, not a curated record. The transcript has 5 exons. NCBI's taxonomy places the organism in Eukaryota, Fungi, Basidiomycota, Agaricomycetes, Polyporales, Adustoporiaceae. The coding region runs from base 1 to 846 and encodes 281 amino acids.